Arachis stenosperma is the source of this 1131-nucleotide messenger RNA. RefSeq names its product probable protein disulfide-isomerase A6. Bases 1 to 1131 code for a protein of 376 amino acids. NCBI's taxonomy places the organism in Eukaryota, Viridiplantae, Streptophyta, Magnoliopsida, Fabales, Fabaceae. Gene Ontology annotation, biological process: protein folding. The transcript is spliced from 12 exons. The record is from RefSeq and is a predicted model, not a curated record. Gene Ontology annotation, cellular component: endoplasmic reticulum. Gene Ontology annotation, molecular function: protein disulfide isomerase activity.
AUGGGGGGGGUUCAGCUCUUCCCUAAGCUUUUGGAUCCUGGAGUGCACAGCACAUUCAUGAUGGCCCUCGUAGCGAUAAUAAUGGGUCUCUUCUUGUUUCAGUCGUCUUUUGCGGAAGAAGACGACGCCUUUGUGCUCACACAGGACAACUUCGAAAACGAGGUUGGCCAUGAUCGCGGCGUUCUCAUCAAGUUUUACGCUCCCUGGUGUGGCCACUGUAAAAAGCUUGUACCGGAGUAUGAAAAGCUCGCAGCAACUUUCAAGAAAACCAAGUCCGUUUUGAUCGCCAAAGUAGAUUGUGAUGCAGAUAAAAGCAUUUGCUCUAAAUAUGGGGUUUCUGUUUACCCUACAAUUAAGUGGUUUCCUCAGGGUUCUUUAGAACCUAUGUUAUAUGAAGGUGCAAAAACCGCAGAAGCCCUUGUUGGAUUUGUGAACAUGAAAGGAGGUACCAAUGUAAAGAUAGCAACAACUCCAUCUGAUGUGGUGCCUCUCACCUUAUUUAACUUUGAUAAGAUUGUCUUGGAUAAAACAAAACAUGUUCUUGUUGAGUUCUAUGCACCCUGGUGCAAACAUUGCAAGGCCUUUGCCCCUACUUAUGAAAAGGUUGCUACAGCAUUUAAACUAGAAGAAGAUGUAGUUAUAGCUAGUAUUGAUGGUGACAUGUACAAGGAUGUAACUACAAAAUAUGAAAUUACUAGUUAUCCCAAACUGAAAUUGUUCAGAAAGAGCAAUAAAGCUGGUGAAGUUUAUGAAGGUGCUCGUAAUUUGGAUGAUAUUGUAUCUUACAUCAAUGAGAAAUGUGGCACAAAUCGCGAUGGACAAGGAAGACUUACUUCUAAAGCUGGUAUAGUAGCAUCCCUGGAUAAGUUGGUGAAGAAAUUUGUGAAUGCAGGUGACAAUGACAAAAAGGCCAUCUAUUCACAACUUGAAGAGGAAGUUGAGGAUCUUGAAGGAUCUGAUGCAAGAUAUGGCAAAUUGUACUUAAAACUUGCUAAGAACUGUAUGGAAAAGGGUAAAGAGUAUGCAAAGAACGAGGUUCAACGGCUUGAGAGAAUGCUUGAAAAGUCAAUAAACCCAACCAAGACAGAUGAAUUCACUCUCAAGAAGAACAUCUUAUCUUUAUUUGCUUAA